Messenger RNA from Nymphaea colorata (pocket water lily), 2061 nucleotides. RefSeq names its product 7-deoxyloganetin glucosyltransferase-like. Gene Ontology annotation, molecular function: UDP-glycosyltransferase activity. The transcript is spliced from 2 exons. The record is from RefSeq and is a predicted model, not a curated record. Lineage: Eukaryota; Viridiplantae; Streptophyta; Magnoliopsida; Nymphaeales; Nymphaeaceae. Bases 267 to 1709 code for a protein of 480 amino acids.
UUUUUUCUUAUGAUUAUGUUUCUUCUGUGGGAAAAUUUUCUUCGGCUGAAUGUAAAGACUCCUUCUCAAUCAAACGGCCCCCCCACCCCUGGAAAAGAUGGGAUCACAAAGCAUCUGAUCAACUUUCCAAUGCAAAGGUUUCUCACUUGCGAGGAGAAAAUGGGAUCUAACCUCUGUCCUGUACUCGGAGAAAAGAAAACUAUAUAAAUUGAAGGGCGCUUGCGUAGAGCAGAUCAGGAGUAUGAGUUUUUGCUAGGAUUGAGAAAAUGAAGAAGCCCCACGCAGUGAUGAUCCCGUUCCCUGCUCAGGCCCAUAUCAGUGCUAUGUUUGAACUGGCCAAACUCAUCCAUCACAGAGGCUUCCAUGUCACCUUCAUCAACACGGAGUACAACCAUCGGCGUCUAAUCCAGUCCGGCAGCAACGAUCGUCUCCGCGUGAUAGAGGACUUCAAGUUUGAGAUGAUACCAGAUGGACUGCCACUCGCCACUCCUGAUCGCACCCAAGAUAUUCCUAUGCUCUGCAGCUCCAUCAGGAAGAACUUCUGGGCUCCGUUCAGAAGUCUCGUCAUAAAGCUCAAUGAAUCGCCUGAAAAUCCACCGGUUACGUGCAUAGUUGCAGACGGGGUCAUGAGCUUCACUCUCAGGGCGGCAGAUGAGCUUGGCAUACCUGUGGUCUUUUUCAGGACGCACAGCGCCUGUGGGUUCUGGGGAUAUGCUCAAAUCAAGGACUUUCUUGAGAGAGGCUACAUACCACUUCAAGAUGAGAAGCAGCUGAAGAAUGGCCAUCUGGAGACCAGGAUCGAUUGGAUCACCGGAAUGCUUCCGGAUCUCCGCUUAAAGGACCUGCCUUCCGUCUUUAGGAUAUUCAAUCGCGACAACAUCAGGCUCAACUAUGCCGACGAGGAAGCACAAGCCAUGUUCAAAGGCACCGCCCUCAUCAUCAACACCUUCGCCGAGUUGGAGCCGGAGGUCCUCCAGGCCGCUCGGUCGCGGGUCCUCAACCUUUUCGCCGUUGGCCCCAUAAGGAAACUGAGCCGCAGCAUAGCCUGCAGAACGGAGAUGGGUUACACGAAAUCCAGCCUAUGGAAGGAAGAUGAGUCAUGUCUUCCAUGGUUAGAAAAGCACAAGGCCGAGUCGGUAGUCUACGUGAAUUUCGGAAGCAUCACCGUGAUGACUCCCCAGCAACUGGAGGAAUUCGCUUGGGGCCUGGCUAACAGCAGGCACCCGUUGCUCUGGAUCAUCAGGCCUGACCUGGUGAAAGGUCAUGAGCUGGGUCCUCUACUCUCCAAAGAGUUCGGAAAGGAGAUAGAGGGAAGGGGACUCUUAGCUAGUUGGUGCGCACAGGAGGAGGUCCUGUCUCACCCGUCAGUGGGCUUGUUUCUCACUCAUUGUGGGUGGAACUCCACAUUGGAGAGCAUCUGUGGUGGAGUCCCCAUGCUGUGCUGGCCUUUCUUUGCAGAGCAACCGACUAACUGCAGGUAUGUCUGUACCAAGUGGGGAAUGGGGAUGGAGAUCGAAGGUGAGGUGAAGAGGGGAGAGGUGGAACGCCUGGUGAGGGAGGCCAUGGAAGGGGAGAAGGGGAGGGAGAUGAGAGAGAGGGUGAGGAUGUGGAAGCAACAAGCGGAGUUGGCGGUCCAGCCAGGGGGUUCUUCCUACCACGACUUCCACAGGCUGGUCGACGAGGUUCUCCUCAAGAACUGGCGCAAGUAAAACUCUGAACAGGAUCAUUUGAUUAUAAGCGGGAUAUAUAUAAAUUAUUAUAAGGUAGAUCCUCUUUUCAUGCAAGUAUGUAGGAUGGAACUUUGCUGUAAGUACUGUUAUUACUUUUGCGCAUGUGGAAGUGGAAAUCAUAAGGUAGAGACAUGAACUACAGGUACCGGGCAGGGUUGGCCCAUGAUCAGGCAUAGGAAUCAAUUCUUGCUGACUACGGACAAUAGAUGCUGGACGGCCAUGGCCGAUGUGGGACUGACAGCUACACCACGGGAUGUCCCUUUAAAGUCUCCUAGCCGUACCCCAACAGUCAUAUAUAUAUAUAUAUAUAUAUAUAUAUAUUCUAAAGCAA